Molecule: messenger RNA, 1801 nt
Organism: Pongo pygmaeus (Bornean orangutan)
Lineage: Eukaryota; Metazoa; Chordata; Mammalia; Primates; Hominidae
Exons: 3
Coding region: 1-981 (326 amino acids)
Source: RefSeq, a predicted model, not a curated record
AUGUCCCCAGCAGCUCCGCGGCCGAACAGACUCGGCUGCUCCUCCUCCCUAUCCUGUCCCCCUCCCCCUCUUGCGAGCCUCCUCCCCCUCCUCCCCCUCCUUCCCUUCCCCUCUUCACGCUGCUGCCUUUUCCAGGUUCCCACCGGAUCUGCGGUGGAACUCAGCCGACUAGGCAGGUCCUCUUCCUCCCCCUACCCCCUCUCCCCUUGCCCCUCUCCCUCUCUUGCCACCUCCUCCCCCUCUUGCCACCCCUCCCCCUCCUCCCCUUCCCACUUCACUCUGCCGCCUUCUCCAGGUCCCCACCACCUCUGCGGCUCGACGCAGCCGACUUGGCUGUUCCUCCUCCCCCUCCUCCUCUUGCCUUCCUUUCCUCUUCCCUUUCCUGCCUCCCCUGCCGACUCCUGCCCUCUCCCCCCUCCUCCCCCUCCUCCUCCUCCUUCCCUUCCUCUUUCACGCUGCGGCAGCCUUCAGGUCCCCACUGGCUUCGCGGCGGAACCGCAGCAGCCUUGGCCGCGCCAGGCGAUCCCUUCCUCCUCCUCCCCCACCGCCUUCUCCACACUCAGUCGCUUCCGCGCCCUCCUCCUCCCACACCUCCAGCUUAGCGCUGCGGCCUUCUCCAGGUCCCCACGGGCUCCGCGGCGGGAAGCUGUACCAGGGUCGCUUUGCACAGCACUUGGCACGCACGGAGCAGGGCUCGCCCCCGGAGGUCUGCCCCGCUAUGGCAGUGAAGUAGGGGGGACUCAGGUACACACUGUGUCCCCAGAUUGCGCCCAAAGCGCGACACUCCUCCCGGCGGCGACGUGGGGCACCCACUGUACUGCGUGGAGAAGCCCCAGCUACACCACGCGGCUAAAGCCUGAACAGGUGAAGAGGCUAACCACAGAGUUCUCCAUCUAUAUGACAAAGGAUGGCCACAUAUCUGUGACAGGAUCCCCUCCAGCUACGUGUGAAAGAGGACCCUGUCAGGAACAGGAGUCUUAGGAUCUACAGUCAAGCAAGAUGGAUCAGCUCAUUUCUUCAUGGCCAGUUUUUAUGUAGAAUAUUUUUAGGUUUUAUGACUGACUUUUGGGAAAAAAUGUUCUGAUUUGUAUGACCCAUCUUGGGGAAAAGAGAUUCUAGUUUCUAUUUCUAGCCUCAGGGCAAAAUAGAGAGACAGCUGACACACAGGAGGACGGGAGAAGAUCAGAGAGAAACUUUUGUUUCUAAAACUACUCAGCAGUAUGUCUUCAUUUUGAGGUAACUUUUUCUGAGUCCCAACAAAACUCUACCAUGCUGAACAUGAACCAGGCAUUAUUCUAACUCCAAGAGAACAGAGAGGAAGAAGAGAGGGAUCCUGCAGUUUUCCUGUUGGGUGUCAAGAUGGCGACACUAUUUACUGAAUGACUCCAAGUGAUGAGCUAAAUCUAUUCUCUUCAUUUUGCCUCUGGUGCUUUCUUGCUGUGGGUCUAUGAGCAAGUUUAUUCACCCUUCUAUUAACUCUCUGUAAAGUGGGAACAGUGUUGGUGUUGUGAUGAUUAGAUGAGUAAACACAUUUGGAGCAUAGAGCUCUGUGCCUGACACACAGGAUGCCAUAAGUUAAUAUUUGUGAGAAUGUGUGAAAGAUUGUGUUUAACUGGUUUUCAAUGUAAGUCCUUCCUCUUCAGAGAUGCCAAGGAGACAGUUGUGCUUUCUGGAGUUCUAAGACCUGUAUGCAUCUUGUUAACCCUUGAGAAAUCUAGUAGGCUCUCAAAAUUUUAAAAAUUAUGUAUUGAAAAAUUUUAAUUGUGUUUAUUCAGUAAAAAGUGAUGGUAUGAUUUUUAAA